Siniperca chuatsi (mandarin fish) is the source of this 3276-nucleotide messenger RNA. It is a transcript of the gene arl13b, whose product is annotated as ADP-ribosylation factor-like 13b. Lineage: Eukaryota; Metazoa; Chordata; Actinopteri; Centrarchiformes; Sinipercidae. The transcript has 10 exons. Bases 521 to 1744 code for a protein of 407 amino acids. The record is from RefSeq and is a predicted model, not a curated record. Gene Ontology annotation, molecular function: GTP binding; GTPase activity. Gene Ontology annotation, cellular component: non-motile cilium; motile cilium; ciliary membrane. Gene Ontology annotation, biological process: receptor localization to non-motile cilium; non-motile cilium assembly.
CUGCAGCCUAGCAGCAGAAAAGACGGCGUAAACAAAGCUAUAAACCAGGUAACGCCGAGUAACAGCUAGCUAAUGUUUCGUGAAUAAAAUACUUAACUGUAGCUGGAUUCGCCUACAUAUGAAAGCCUGUUUUAGUUUAUGGAUGAGCCCAACUUUCAUUCGUAUGGUAACUGACUCACUCAUGUGCUGAGACUGAAACUAGACGAGUUAACAAGAUACCGUUAUCGCUAGCUACAUUAGCUGUAGCUAACAUUAGGUAACGGGACACGGAUUUUGUAGUUCUGGAAAUCGAUGUUAUCUAAAAUAACGUUUAUCGAUAACACAUGGUAACAGCCACUUUAUUCAGCGCUGGUUACGCCGAUCAUUUGUUAAGCUGCUAAUGUUGAUGCUAUCAUGAGUUAGCUCGCUAUGUAGCUAAUUUAGGUGAAGAGUUGAUCAGCUGUUUAAACAGGGUUGGAUAGUGGUGUGACGCUUCUGGCUAGAUGACCACUUGAUUGCAGUCAUCUGGACUCGGACUGCGAUGUUUAGCCUGAUGGCGAAUUGCUGCAACUGGCUGAAACGCUGGCGAGAGCCUGCAAGGAAAGUGACUCUGCUUAUGGUGGGACUGGAUAAUGCAGGGAAGACAGCCACAGUACGAGGAAUCCAAGGAGAGAAUCCCCAGGAUGUGGCUCCUACAGUGGGUUUUUCCAAGGUUGACCUGAAGCAGGGCAAGUUCGAGGUGACUAUCUUUGACCUGGGUGGCGGGAAGAGAAUCCGGGGCAUCUGGAAGAACUACUAUUCAGAGUCGCAUGGUGUGGUGUUUGUGGUGGACUCCAGCGAUGUUCAGAGGAUCCAGGAGACACGGGACACCAUGGCCGAGGUCCUCCAGCACCCGCGUAUCGCAGGGAAACCUGUGCUAGUGCUUGCCAACAAACAAGACCAGGAGGGAGCGCUGGCUGAAGCAGACAUCAUUGAGAACCUGUCGUUAGAGAAGCUUGUUAACGAGAACAAGUGCCUCUGUCAGAUCGAGCCAUGCUCUGCAGUUCUAGGCUAUGGCAAAAAGGUUGAUAAGUCCAUCAAGAAGGGCCUGAAGUGGCUCCUCAACAACAUUGCCAAAGACUACGAGGCCAUUACUGAGCGUGUGCAGAAGGACACGGCCGAGCAACGUGCUCAGGAGGAACAGGACAAGAAGGAGAGGGCGGAAAGAGUACAGCGGAUACGAAAAGAGAGAGAGCAGCAGGAGCGGGAAGAGGCGGAACGUGAGGGAAGGCAGAUCCAGGAAGAGGAGCCUGAUGAUGAAAACAUGCACAGCCCCUUCCAACCAAUCAGCAAUGCGAUCUCUGAGAAUGAGGAUAAAGAAAAGGAGAGGAAGAGGCUGCAGGAGGCCCGGACCAACAGCCCGAAGACAGAUGUUGAUCAAGAGGAAGAGGAGUAUGAGGACGACAACGAUGAAGAGCCAGACGACACACGACAAAUGCCGGAAAAUGCCAGUUCAGCCACAACAGGCGAGCAAGACAAAAAGAAGACGAGGAAGCUGCACCUGAAGAGGAAGCACAGGGUGGACCCACUGAGGACUGAGGACGGGCCAGCAGAGAGCCCCACCCCUCCGCCUCCUCCAGUGGGAUGGGCCACACCCAAAGUUUCUAGGCUGCCAAAACUAGAGCCACUCGGGGACUCGAGACAUUCUGAAUUUUACAAGAAGCCUCUCCCGCCUCUUGCGAACAGGCCGCGGCCUAACGGCGAUGCUCAUGACAUCAUUUUUUAAACUCCUUUACUGAUUGAGGUCCUCCCUUUUGCUUUGUGUCUAAAGCGAGCGGCGUGUAGACAAGCACAUACAGAGACACUGCAGACAGACGACUCCUGAUGUGGGACCCGCUGAGCGCUGACGUGUGACUGACACGAAACACAGGAGCAACAUGGGAAAUGAAGUCCUGCUCAGAAGCUGUUGUAUGGUUUCACAAACUGACACAAUUCAGUGUGAAACAUUGAACCUGCAUGAACUGAUUUUCUGUCGGGUUCUUUCUUCACUCGACAAAAGCACGUUUGGUGCUGAACUCUUUCCGCAACUGUAGACUGAAACUUUAUUUUUUAUUGUUAAUAUCAGUGUUAGACAGUAUGGACUCCAUUUGUCCAACUGAAAUGCUUUUAAUUGACAAAGAAUGUAAAUGUGUCCACUAUAACCUUAUAUAUGUUUAUGUCUGUUACUGAAUAAUGGAAUUUGUAUACACACCGCCAUUAAAAAUGAUCAUAUUUUAUUCAUUUACUUUAGCACCUUUUGGUUUUGUAGUGUAAACAAAGGUGUAUAUGAUAUCGGUAUAGAUCAAAAGGUAGAGAUCUUAAGUGGCUUUUUCACAGCAGAGUGCUUUAAACAUCAUCUUUUUAAAGUCAAACAUUUCUUUUUUUUUUUUUAAACAAUGAAAUGUGAAAUGAGGAUGAGUCACAGCUUUCAAGUGGAGGUCAAGGAAAUUGUCCUCGCAUGUGAAACGGGUGUAAUUUGCUACGCUGUACUGUACAUGGAAAAGUGUUACACUACAUCAUGAUUGUUAAUUGGUCAAUGUUAGUAAUGAAUGUCUUGAAAUUUCACUUACAUAUUGUAAAGUUUUUAUGGCCAUGAAAAGAAAAACACUGACUUGUUAAAUCUGUAAUAGGGAAAAUUUGUCUCUUACCAGCAUCCUAAAGGGUGUUGUCUUUUUAUUUAUUGUUAAAAAUGUAAACAUAUGAAAAUAUAUUUGUCUUUAUUUGUCUACAGGGCUACAGAUUUUUUACGCAUUCUGCUGUUUACACUGUGUAUCUGUUUUUAAAGUGAUAUUUCUCUUGAGGCAGGAAUCAGCCUCCGACUUGCUCCCUCUCAGGUGGCCCUGAGGUGCGAGCCAGCACUGUUGUUGUUCCAGCUUUUCUGACUUUUUAUGUCUUCUGCACCAAUUUCCACUUUGAAAAUAGCUAAAAUUGCAUCUCAAAAAACACAAACACAAAUCUGGAAAAAACCCCAGAACAACUUGGAACACCCCAUUACCCCAGUUAAGUUUCUGUGUGUUGGAAGAGUUUGCAGUGGGACGAUGAGGGAGGAGAAAAUAUCACUACACCGACACCUGGAGCAGCCAGUAUUGGGUCAGAGCACAUGAGAAUAUGUGUGUAGCAAAAGUAAGCACAUGAAAUAUCACUUUAAAACUACAAUAUUAUAUUUCAAAUCUAUAGGACAACACUCACUCUCUUGUUAAUGACCUAGAUGUUUGAAAAAAUAUUUUUUCUACCCAGUUUGAAUUUUAUAACAGCACAAUUAAAGAUGUUUUAAAUAUA